UCUGAUUGAGAGUGUAAUUCAGCUCGAAAAGAAUAGAUUUCUUCUUGGAGCUUGGCGGUAUAUUAAUGUAUGUUAAUAUUAUAGAAUCUAUCGGAUAUCCUAAAAUUACUUCAAUAACAAUUUUGAUGAAAUUACAAAGGGUUUCUGCUACUAUAAUCACUAUGGUAAUAAUUUUUAAAUGCACAAAUAGUUAUAAUAUCUUGAGCUACCAAUUGCCGCGGACCCUUGUCACGUGAAGAGUAGAUCGUCGCUGCAGUGAAGGCUUCAGACAUGAAACUGACCCGGAAUAUUUAAACAUAUUUAGGUUACUUUUUGCCGAAUGUUAUUAGUGAAACGUUUUACAUAACAUAAUUUGAUAUUAAUUGUUAUGAGAAAAAAUAAAACAAUCUAUAUUUCCUGAUGUCAUUGUUUCAAGAAGUCAAAGGUAAAAGGUCGCCUACAUUGAGUAACUGUUCUUGCACUAUGGUGGCAUGUUCUGUAAGGGUUGUUAGUAUUUGUUGCAUUUAAUGUCAAAGCUUAGGGAACGUUGCAGUUAUUAAGAGAUGCUGGUCACGAAUUUGCGAAGUCUGGUGGCGUGUGGUUGUCGGACUGCAAGGCAGAGGUUCCAGCUGAGGAAUAACAUACAGCAGAGAGUCUCAUGGAGGGACCCACUGGUGAAAAGGGGGCACAGCUCUGUCGCCCAGUCAGGCACAGCUGCGGGAUUCAUCCCCAACGGGGCCACAGACCGGAUCGUGGGGCGCUGGCUGCUAGCCUGCAGUGGGAUGGUGGUAGGGGCUGUUGUACUCGGUGGUGUCACAAGGCUGACGGAGUCUGGCCUCUCCAUGGUGGACUGGCACCUGAUCAAAGAGAUGAAGCCCCCAGGCAGCCAGGGCGAGUGGGAGGCGGAGUUCCAGAAGUACCAGCAGUUCCCCGAGUUCAAAUUCUUGAACCAUGACAUGACUCUGCCAGAGUUCAAGUUCAUCUGGUUCAUGGAGUACUCCCACCGGAUGUGGGGUAGGCUGGUGGGGCUGGCCUACAUCCUUCCUGCUGUCUACUUCUGGAGACGGGGCUAUCUCAACCGAACUAUGAAGGGCCGUGUCCUGGGGCUCUGCGGCUUUGUCUGCUUCCAGGGCCUGCUGGGCUGGUACAUGGUGAAGAGUGGCCUGGAGGAGAAGCCAGAGUCCUAUGAUGUCCCUCGGGUUAGCCAGUACAGGCUGGCUGCCCACCUGGGCUCUGCACUGGUGCUCUACUGCGCCAGCUUGUGGACCGGCCUGACUCUGAUGCUGCCUCCACACACGCUGCCUGCGACGCGUCAGUUAACCCUGCUCAGGAGAUUUGCCCGGGGCACAGGCGGCCUAGUCUUCCUCACAGCUCUGUCAGGGGCAUUUGUGGCAGGAUUAGAUGCUGGCCUGGUCUAUAACUCCUUCCCUAAAAUGGGCGAGAGCUGGAUCCCCGAUGACCUGCUGGCCUUCUCCCCCACCCUCAAGAACUUCUUUGAGAACCCCACCACCGUCCAGUUCGACCACCGCAUCCUGGGUAUUGGCUCAGUGGCGGCCAUCACUGGCCUGUACCUCUUCUCCAGGAGAAUGGCUCUGCCCAGAAGAGCCAGAAUGGCCAUGACCUCCCUGCUGGCCAUGGCCUACUUGCAGGUGGGGCUGGGCAUCAGCACCCUGCUCCUGUAUGUGCCUACGCCUCUGGCAGCCACACACCAGUCGGGAUCUCUGGCACUUCUCACCUUGGCCAUCUGGUUACUCGCUGAGCUCAGGAGAGUUGCCAAGUAAACCAGGAGGUGGACGCAGCAGACACCACCUUCCCCUCUCCUUCCGUCUCCACGUCUCUUGGAUUUUGGCAUUGCUACCGAUUCACCUACUGUGAUCUGUUCUUUGUCUGCACUGCCUUUACCUACACUGGGAUAAUUCUGGUGAAAUUCAGCCCAGGACUUCCAAACAUUCCUUCCCGAAGCUGUUAUUCAAAUACAUGAGAACUCAAGAGCCACAUUAAAUUGUUUUAGAAGCAUGUGGGCGAGCUUGACUUCAUGCACUCUGGUCAGUUCUUGAGGAUUCUGUUGUCUAAUAAGUGCUGUUUAUUUAUGACAGGAACUUUGCAGUACAGAAUUAAUGCCAGCAGAUGGCAUAUCUUACAGAAGAAUUUGCACAGCAUCCUGUUGUACAUCUGGAGAAUAAGGGAAUUGAAGCAGAUGUACAGUAUAUACGAGUCCUAAAGGGAUAAAGUACUGUACAUAGUGCAUUUGCCUCUUACUCUUGAGUUAGAACUCUCCUGGGCAAUAAACAGAACCCAUUUUGUGAGCAAUCUUAAGCCAUGAUCAAGUCUGUUAUGAAGAAAUUUAAAAGGAUGCACCAACAAGAAAAUAAAAAGGAUGGGCUGGACUUUAUUACUUUCAGAAUCAGUUUGCUUAUGUGUAUAUUUUUUCAGAGUCAUUUAGGAGCUUAGUUUUUUCUGCUGUGUGCUGUGUGCUUCUGGGUUACUUUGAGGCUAUCACCUGUACAGUACUUGGACAGAAAUCUUGAUUCAUUGCAGUUGUUCUUAUCAACAUGUAUACCACACAUUGCUUUGUUGUAGUGCGAGGGGGCAUUAAAGAAAUGUCCUACUGAUAAGCCUUUUUUUUUAGUUUUCUCAAAUCGGAGAAAGCCAAGAGGGAUGUCUUACUAUGAUUUCCAAAUCUCAAUCUAUAACAGAAAUAAGACUGUUUAGACUGUACUUUCCCCAAUUCUUAAACAGCUGACCUACAGUGCAUGACCCAGAUCAUAUAAGUAAUUAUAUUCAGAUUUCCUUAUCAGAAUCUGACAUUUUAAACACCUUUAAAAUCAGUAUUAAUGAAAAGCUUGGCUUUUAUCAAUGUGGUUUAAUGUUGUUGAUCAGACAUACUGUAUGAGGCUCAGCCAGGGGACCUGUUGGCUUUGCACAUAAACAUGUUUCUCUGUUAAAUGUGAUAAAUGCAUACUGUACAUGCAGCUGUUCAGUUCACCAUGACUUGCAGUGACUCACAAAUAGCUUUACAGAAUCAUAUUUAUAAACCUGACAGUUUUCGAACACUGUGAUCCGUUUCCCUACUGAAUAAGUUAUUGGACAGAAGUUUCCCCAGUAUGUCAUUCUAAUCCACUUAUUUUUAUUUAAUUGCCCUUGCAGCUGUAUGGAGAUGUUUACAAAAACUUUCCUGUCACAAACUGGGCAAGUUAAAGUGUGAAAAAAAAGCUAAUCAAACCAAACUCAGGUCCUGACAACAGCUUUCUACAGAAGUAAAUUUAGAAAAGUAAACAAUUACAGUAUACACCUCCCCAGUCAUCAGGGAAUACUGCGCAGCACUUGGCAUGUUUCUGCCUGGAAGUUUCAGAGUCCUGCCAUCUGCAGACAAGGGAACACAGAAAAAACAACCUGGAAACUGAGUUCCCUUUACAGUUUGUGUCCUUUCUAAUAAAGAAUCCUGCCCAGGACUAAA
Molecule: messenger RNA, 3436 nt
Organism: Lepisosteus oculatus (spotted gar)
Lineage: Eukaryota; Metazoa; Chordata; Actinopteri; Semionotiformes; Lepisosteidae
Gene: cox15
Product: cytochrome c oxidase assembly homolog 15 (yeast)
Biological process (GO): heme A biosynthetic process
Cellular component (GO): mitochondrial inner membrane
Molecular function (GO): oxidoreductase activity, acting on NAD(P)H, heme protein as acceptor
Source: RefSeq, a predicted model, not a curated record